Messenger RNA from Cuscuta europaea, 938 nucleotides. The record is from the annotation of a GenBank genome assembly. NCBI's taxonomy places the organism in Eukaryota, Viridiplantae, Streptophyta, Magnoliopsida, Solanales, Convolvulaceae.
CUAGCAAUGGCUAAGAUGUUACAAGAGUCCUAUUCGAAUUAAUAUGCAAUUAAUAGCAUUUAUUGUAUCAGCCUCAUACUAGAAUAUUAGUUCUUGUAGCCUAUAAAUACUCUUGUAUAUCUCUCGUAAAGGGGGCUUCCCACAUGAAUAAUAGUGUUACUACUUUCUUUCCUACGAUCAAUGAAUAUUUGAUCGAACAAGCUCUUUUCGUUGGAAUUAUAUUCCAUCAUUGGUGCUUUCGUCGAGAGUUUGAUCAAAAUCAAGGGAUUAUCCUCCCAAAAUCACUCGAAAAAUCUCCCAAAACAUACAAAAUUCAUCCAAAACCAUUCAAAAAUUCUUCAAAAAUUAUAGCAAACGCUUUAUCGAAAAAAUCGGCAAAAUAGAUCCCAACCCAGGUUCCGCAGCCAAGCAAAGUUCAGACGCGGUCUAAAAUCUGGAGUUCAAUUUCUCGAAAUUCGUCCAAAUUUCUGCCAUUAAUGGCAUAAUAGAUCGGAGCGUAAUGCCAUCCAGAGAAAUCAAAUUCGGAGCUAUUGACUCUUUUUGCGUCGUCGUUGCGACGACCCCUACACGACCAAAUCAAUGGUCACCGCCGGUCACCGCCAGCAGCUCCGCUGUCGCAGCUCGACGUCGCCACCACAGGUCUGCGUUCCUUUGUCUCUUUCACCGACAACAAGGGCGACACGGAUUCCUCCCUGUCCACCUUUUAUGAUAGGAGCAGUAGCUAAAUGGGGCUGCUUCCGCCAUGACGAAGGGGUCUCUGGCAGCACCAUCUUCCGCGUCUCCAUUCCAAAGCAGGCUCCCUUCUUCCCAAAGAUUGACAAUUUCAUAUUGGGUGGAGAAAUUGAAGGCAGAGAGAUAGGUCUGGACGAAGUACUUGUCUCUCCUGGGAAAAUUUUAGCCUUCUCAUUUGGUGAACAUCACCGAAACAUGGGCCUUGC